This is a messenger RNA of Caenorhabditis remanei, 711 nucleotides long. RefSeq lists its product as uncharacterized. Bases 1 to 711 code for a protein of 236 amino acids. The record is from RefSeq and is a predicted model, not a curated record. The transcript is spliced from 4 exons. Lineage: Eukaryota; Metazoa; Nematoda; Chromadorea; Rhabditida; Rhabditidae.
AUGAUUGAUGUCUACAACCCGAAUGCUCUGAAAGAGCUCCGUGCAAAAUUUAAUCUAAAAGCAGAUAAGUAUAGUCAGGAAUUGUCUCAAGUGGCUAGAGGAGCAGAUCACAAGAGAUUCUUUGGAAAAGUGAAAUUGGAAGCAUUCUGUGCAAUAAAAGAAAGGAUAGGUGAUGUCGAUGAUGGAGGGAAAUAUGCUUGUAAUCCAAGAGCAGUUAGGAAGGAUAAUUGCACACUAAUCUCCCUUGGCCUCAACAAUGCAAUUUCCUAUGACCAACACAUUCAAAAUGUGACAGUAGGACAUUGUAGGAUACUUGGAGCUGAUAAGGAUCCACAGAACAUUACAAUUCAAGAGGACUAUGAGAGAAUAAAUGGACAAUUGUUUGUUGGAAUGAUUCCGAAUGAAAUAUCCAUUACGAGUAUGCUGAAAAAGGCAGAGAGAAGAGAAGUUGAGCUAUUGAAGAUUGAUAUUGAAGGAGGGGAGCAUGAGGGUCUAGAGCCAUUCAUCAGGGAGUAUCGAGUUUGUCAGAUCUUCAUAGAAGUCCACGGAACCCCAUCUGAACAUCUGAAAAUAUACAACUUCCGAAUCUUCAACGUGGAACCCAAUCCAUACUGUUUCAAUUGUUGUGAAUACAGUCUGAUUCAGGAUAGUUGUAUGGAUCAAUAUGGAGUGUAUCCGUUGGUUCCGAUUGUGCCGAAAGUUGAAUUUUAA